AUGGACGCUGAGAAAGAGUCGGCAUUCCACGCGGAGAAUGAGACCGAGAACCAACUCGCCCAUCUAGUCAAUCAGGAAGACCAUGAAACCAGCAAGUUACAGGCUAUCAAGAAGAACCCUUGGGUUUUCGGCUGGUGUCUUUACGCUGUGUGGACAGUCAUCCUAGUUAGUUUUGAGAACCAGGCGUCCGGCAACAUCCUCGGAAUUCCGGAAUUUCGAAAAGACUUUGGCUCUUACUUCGAUGGCUCGUAUGUUUUGUCUGCGGAAUGGCAGUCAGUGUUUAGUGGUGCUCCGGUUGCAUCACAAAUCGUGGGCGCUUUGAUCUGUGGUCAAUUGUCGGACUUGAUCGGCCGGAAGAAAACUGUCAUCAUCGCUCUAGCUGUAUCAUUUGCUGCUAUCAGCCUGGAGUUUGUUGCUACGACCAAUGCGUUAUUCUUCGGUGGCAAGUUCCUGAAUGGGUUUGCUGUCGGCACCCUACAAGCUGUGACAGGCACUUACGUGGGAGAGAUCGUUCCUCUUCCCCUCCGUGGCUUGAUGACAUGUUUGAUUGCCCUCUCCUACACACUCGGGCCAUUCUGCGUCGCCUUGAUCGUCAACAGCACUGGAAAUUAUACAAACCGCUGGGCCUAUCGAGCAGUAUUUUGCUCUCAGUAUGGAUUUGCUGUCAUCGCAGCUGUUUUUGUGUGGUUUAUGCCUGAAUCCCCCUGGUGGUUAGUCAGCAAAGGAAAGGAAGAUCAAGCACUACACAGUCUUCAUCGCCUCGGCUACAGUGCUUCAUCGGGUGAAGAUGCCAAACGUCUUUCGAACAUCAAGGUUACCUUGGAAGAAAUCCGCCAAGAGACCGAAGGAGUAACAUACCUCGAGUGCUUCCGAGCAUCAAAUCUUCGACGUACUAUUAUUUCGAUCGCACCUCUUUCGGUACAGCAGUUCACGGGCAUCGUUUUCGCGGCCUCCUACUCAACUUAUUACGCUGAACUUGCCGGAUAUAGUACCGAGGCUGCAUUUAAACUUCAAAUCGUGCAGCAGGUUCUCUCCAUGAUUGGAAAUGUGAUUUCGUGGUACUUGAUUGAUAAGGUCGGCCGUCGCGGAUUGACUGUAUACGGCACUGCCGGCCUGACUGUUAUCCUCUGGGUCAUGGGUGGUCUUGCUGUUGGCGGCUCCCCAGGACAGCUCAAGGGUACAGUGGCCAUGAUUCUUCUCUAUUGCUUCUUUUACAACGUCACCAUUGGCGCAACUGCAUACACGGUCUUGACAGAAGUUUCUACUGCCCGUCUACGCGUCAAGACCAUUGCCCUUGGUCUUGCGCUUCAAUCUUGCUUUGGUCUCAUGUGGAGCUUUGUCUUGCCUUACUUGUUUAACCCAGACAAGGCAAAUCUUGGUGGAAAAGUUGGUUUCAUCUUCGGUGGCUUGUCUUUCCCUUGUAUUGCUUUCCUGUGGUGGUUCCAGCCUGAGACCAAGGGCCGUUCAUAUGAGGAGUUGGAUGAAAUGUUCACCAAGCGUAUCCCGGCUCGUGAGUUUGCAAAUUAUCAUCCAGAUGUUCAACGACGAGGUGAAGAGGUCAAGGCCGAGAUUUAUCAGUCUUAG
Molecule: messenger RNA, 1584 nt
Organism: Talaromyces marneffei
Lineage: Eukaryota; Fungi; Ascomycota; Eurotiomycetes; Eurotiales; Trichocomaceae
Exons: 4
Coding region: 1-1584 (527 amino acids)
Biological process (GO): carbohydrate transport; transmembrane transport
Cellular component (GO): membrane
Molecular function (GO): carbohydrate:proton symporter activity
Source: RefSeq, a predicted model, not a curated record